AUAUGUUAAAAACGAUUUUCAAUUAUCUAUUAGUCAAAGCACCAUUAGUAGAAUUCUUAAUGAAUUUGGAAUGCAUUCUUAUGUUUUACCACGUAAACCUAAAUUAACUUCUAAACAAAAAAAAUUACGUUUAUCUUGGUGCACAAAGCAUUUAGAUUGGAGUGAAGAUGAUUGGAAGAACAUCAUUUUCACAGACGAAAGUCGUUUUCAAUUAAUUAACAGGAAAAAUCGUAUUUAUGUACGACGACAUCAUCGUGAUCCACAACGUUAUAAUCAUACACAAGUACGUGUUCAUACAGGAUGUGGUGUAGGUGUGUGGUCUUACUUGACAAGCAAUGGUGUAGGUAAUUUGGUGUUCUACAACGGUAGUCUCGAUUCAUAUGAAUAUAUCAACAUACUCAAACAACAUUUGAAAACAGCAUAUAACAAUUUUGCAACAAAUGGUCAAACUAAAAAUUUAUUACCAUAUGAUAAUGGCCGUUCUCAUACAAGUAAAUUAACACAAGAAUAUUUAAAUAAGCAACAUAUAAAUAUUUUGGAUAGUAGUAGUUGA
Molecule: messenger RNA, 553 nt
Organism: Rotaria sp. Silwood2
Lineage: Eukaryota; Metazoa; Rotifera; Eurotatoria; Philodinida; Philodinidae
Source: the annotation of a GenBank genome assembly